Molecule: messenger RNA, 882 nt
Organism: Caenorhabditis bovis
Lineage: Eukaryota; Metazoa; Nematoda; Chromadorea; Rhabditida; Rhabditidae
Source: the annotation of a GenBank genome assembly
AUGUGGCCGAUAUUUUUCCUUGCCUUCCCGUUACUUAUCCAGGCGCAGAAUGGCGAGGAAGCGGUUGUUGAGAAUGCCGAGAACUUCCGCAAAUUAUAUGGAAUUGCAACUCGUAUAAUGGAACUUAGUGGAAAUAUAAUGGGUGGAGGUGGAAACGGCGGCGGCGGCUAUGAAGAAGUUCGGCCGCGAUUUCAAGGAGUGCGAUCGUUCAGUGAGGAUAAUAGCAUUCUCAGCGGGGGUUCCUCGUCGAGCGGGAUCAAUAACAUGGCGAAGAUGCUGAAGGGUUAUGAAGGUCUGUUCGCCAAUGCCAACUUCAUUCAGCAGACAACAACAACAACCACCGAACGUCCAACUGGAUUCAAAGCUAUUAUCGACAGCUUCCUUGGAUCUGGAUCUGGAGGAGGAGUGGGUGACGAUUCGGAAAAUUUGCCACCACCACCAACCCCACGACCGAGACCUCGUCAGAAUUUGUUCAGCCUUCUUGGAGGAGCACCAGCUUCAGAAUCGGCCUCAAAACCACAAGCUUCAAAUAUUUUUGGGAACCUUUUUGGAGGAAUGUUGCCACAAACCACAACAACAACCACAGAGGCAACUCCAGUUCAGAAAAUAAUGAAUAUUUUCGUUCCACAACCUGAGCGCCGUGAGUCCGAACAAUCUAGCAGAGGAAAAAUCAAUAUUCUUGAGCUUUUUGGAAUGGCUCCUCGAACCACAACAACAACUACUCAAGCUCCCUUGCAAGCUUUGUUCAACCCUUCUAAGCCAUAUAGCGGUGGGCCAGAGGAUCUUGAUGGAAUCAUGAACGCGUUGAUGCGAAGCAAUGCACGACCAGCGCGCCAGGAACCUGCGUCACUCCUCUCGCAAUUCUUCGGUGGAAGAAAGUGA